AUGGACCAGCUAAAGGGUGAUCAUGUGUGGCUGGACACUCAACCAAACAGUGAAUUUAAUGUCCCCAUUGGGGCAGUUGUGAAGGAAUCUGACUCAGGACGGAUCUUGCUGGAGGAUGAUGAAGGCAAGGAGCACUGGAUCACGGCUCGGAAUAUGCACAUGGUGCACCUGAUGCACCCCUCCUCUGUGCAGGGGGUGGAAGACAUGAUCCGCCUCGGGGAUCUCCAUGAAGCUGGCAUGGUGCACAACCUCCUCAUCCGACACCAGGAGCACAAAAUCUAUACUUACACAGGAUCAAUCCUUGUAGCAGUGAAUCCAUACCAGCUGCUGCCCCUCUACACAGUGGAUCAGAUCAGACUCUACUGUAACAAGAGGAUUGGAGAGCUUCCACCUCAUGUCUUUGCCAUUGCAGAUAACUGUUACUUCAACAUGAAGAGGAAUAAGAGAGACCAGUGCUGUGUCAUCAGUGGAGAAUCUGGAGCUGGUAAAACUGAAAGUACAAAGCUAAUACUACAGUUUCUGGCAGCUGUCAGUGGCCAGCAUUCCUGGAUAGAGCAGCAAGUCCUAGAGGCCAACCCCAUUCUGGAAGCUUUUGGAAAUGCCAAGACAAUUCGAAAUGACAAUUCAAGCCGCUUUGGGAAAUACAUUGAUAUUCACUUCAACCAGAGUGGUGUGAUAGAAGGAGCCCGCAUAGAGCAGUUCCUCCUGGAGAAGUCCCGGGUCUGCCGGCAGGCUCCAGAGGAGAGGAACUAUCACAUCUUCUACUGCAUGCUAAUGGGGAUGAAUACAGAACAGAAAAAGAUGCUGAAUCUGGGCACUGCUUCAGAGUACACUUAUCUCACUAUGCAGGAGGAUGUUCCUUACCUGCUGGUGUGGUGCUUGCAGGGUAACUGCACGUCCUGCGACAGCCGGAACGACGCCAAGGAUUAUGCCCACAUCCGCUCGGCGAUGAAGAUCCUCAUGUUCUCAGACUCUGAGCACUGGGACAUCAGCAAGCUGCUGGCUGCCAUCCUGCACCUGGGGAAUGUAGAGUUCCAAGCGGCCGUGUACGACAACCUGGACUGCUCUGAUGUGAUAGACUCCCCACACUUCUCCAUCGCCACCAAGCUGCUCGAGGUGGACUCUAGUGAACUCCAGAACAGCCUCACAAACCUGUCCAUCAUUGUCCGAGGAGAAAGUGUGUCCAGGCCUCUGAAUGUGGCUCAAGCUGCCAAUGGAAAGGAUGCCUUUGUGAAGGGUAUAUAUGGACGGAUUUUCUUGUGGAUCGUGAACAAAAUCAACUCAGCCAUUUUCAACCCAUCUUCUCAGAAGCCUAAAGACAGACAUCAAUCCAUUGGACUGCUGGACAUUUUUGGGUUUGAAAACUUCAGCAACAACAGCUUUGAGCAGCUUUGCAUCAACAUUGCCAAUGAGCACCUUCAGCAGUUCUUUGUGCACCAUGUCUUCAAGCUGGAGCAAGAGGAAUACCUUGCAGAGCACAUUACCUGGAACAAUAUUGACUUCACUGACAACCACCAGGCUCUGGAAGUCAUUGCACUCAAGCCCAUGAAUAUCAUCUCCCUCAUUGAUGAAGAGAGCAGGUUCCCAAAGGGCACAGAUGCCACCAUGCUUGUCAAAAUCAAUUCCCUCCAUGGUAAAAGUAAUGUCUACAUCCCACCUAAAAGUGUUCAUGAUACCAAGUUUGGCAUCAACCACUUUGCUGGGGUUGUCUUUUAUGAAUCAAAAGAUUUCUUGGAGAAAAAUCGUGACACACUGAGUGCUAAUGUAAUGCAAGUGGUCCAUUCCUCCAAAAACAAAUACCUGAGAGAGAUUUUCCAGGUGGAAACAACCCCACCUAUUCUGGGACGUGGGACCAUUCGGCAUCAUGGAUCUGACCAGGUCUACAAGGGCUUGGAUACCACCAAGCGCCUCUCGACACUGGGAGGACAGUUCAAGCAAUCCCUGGAAAAGCUCAUGAAGAUCCUGGAGCAGUGCCAGCCAUACUUCAUCCGCUGCAUCAAGCCAAAUGACUACAAGAAACCACUGCUGUUUGACCGGGAGCUGUGCAUCAAGCAGCUGCGCUACUCGGGGAUGAUGGAGACCAUCCAGAUCCGGAAGGCCGGGUACCCCAUCCGCUACAGCUUUGAGGAGUUCUUUGAGAGAUACAGAUUUCUUCUGCCAUGGUCUCAGCGACAAAAGCUGAAGAAUGAUGCUCGACAGAGCUGCAUCAGCAUCUCCCAAGCAGUGCUGGGCAAGGAUGAAAGCUGGCAAGUUGGAAGGACCAAGAUUUUCCUUAAAGAUUAUCAUGACACUGUAUUGGAGCUGCAACUCCAAAAUGUACUCACAGAUAAGGUUCUUCUUAUCCAGAAGGUGAUGAGAGGAUUGAAGGACAGGAAGCAGUUCCUGAAACAGAGGAGGUCUGCUGUAGCCAUUCAGUCAGCCUGGAGAGGCUACUGCUGCCGGAAGGAGUUCAGAAUGCGGAUCGUGGCGUUCCAGGCGCGGUGCCGCGGGUUCCUGCUGCGCCAGAGCCUGGCACAGCAGCACAGAGCUGCACGCGUCAUACAGGCCCAUGCCAGGGGCAUGCUCGCUCGCCACACCUUCCAGAGGAUGAAGAGGGAGAACAAGCUGGAAGCCAGGAAUAUCCAAGUCCUGGGACCAUUGAAAGGAAGGGAAGAAGCUAUGAGACUACAAAAGCACCUGCCAACUCAGGAGAGAGAGGAGGCAGAAGCAAGACAAGGGAGGAACGUGCUUGCCAAUAAACCAACAAAUCAUGAUGUUAUCAGCGACCAAGAAAUGGUGGACAAAAUUUUUGGGUUUUUACCUUCUAUGAUUGGAGGCCAAGAAGGACAGGCUCCUCUGGGUUUUGAGGACUUGGAAACAAAGCCUAACAAGCUGGAGGAAGUGGACCUGGACAUGGUUCCCAUGAGUGUGGAGCUAGAAGAGGAAGCACAUGGUUUGGAAGAGUACACCUUCCCCAAGUUUGCAGCUACUUAUUUCCAGGGCUCUUCCACACACACACACAUCCGAAGGCAGCUGCGGCACCCGCUGCUCUACCACGAUGACAAGGACAAUGUCCUGGCUUCUCUAGCUGUAUGGGUGAUCAUCCUGAGGUUCAUGGGGGACCUGCCAGAGCCAGCAAUGUUUGCCAAGAGUGCCACAACCAAGAGCAGCUCCGUGAUGACACAGAUAUAUGACACACUUGGCAGGAAAAACCAGGUCCAGUUGAAGAAUGACAGCCCAAAUAUGAGAGAAGGCAGAAAGGAUAACAAGAUUUCUAAGGGGAUUUCAUCCCUGAAACUGAAACGGUCAUCCAAGCUGACAGGGAAGGUGACAGAGCAGCUACGAACUGGAGAAGAGGCUUUCCAAGAGGACAUCUCGAUCUCUCAGAGACCUAUGUCCAACCUAGAGAAAGUACACUUCAUUAUUGGCAAUGCAAUUCUGCGUCCUGCCAUCAGAGAUGAGAUUUAUUGCCAGAUUUGCAAACAACUCACAGAAAACAGCAACAGGAGCAGCUAUGCUCGUGGCUGGAUCCUUCUGUCACUUUGCCUUGGCUGCUUUCCUCCUUCAGACACGUUUGUGAAGUACCUGUUGAAUUUCAUCCACCACGGGCCCACGGGCUACGCUCCGUACUGUGCUGAGCGUCUGAGACGCACCUACAGCAACGGGGCCCGCACUGAACCUCCCAGCUGGCUGGAACUUCAGGCAACAAAGCAGAAGAAAUCCAUUAUGUUUCAUGUCACCCUGAUGAAUGGCCAAAGCAUCACUGUCCCUGCAGACUCUGCUUCCACUGCCAAAGAGAUCUGUCAGUUCAUAGCAGAUAAAAUCAAACUGAAGGAUAUCUUUGGGUUUUCACUCUACAUUGCUGUGUUUGAUAAGGUGUGGUCGCUGGGCGGGGGCCGGGAGCACGUGCUGGACGCCAUCUCGCAGUGCGAGCAGCUGGUGAAGGAGCGCGGCACGCACGAGCGCCACGCGCCCUGGCGCCUCUACUUCCGCAAGGAGAUCUUCACGCCCUGGCACAGCUCCCGCCAGGAUCCCGUCAGCACCGACCUCAUCUACCACCAGCUCAUCCGGGGCGUUCGCUUUGGAGAGUACCGCUGCGACAAGGAGGAAGAUUUGGUGGAGAUAGGUGCAAAAUAUUGUUAUAUCCAAUUUGGAGAUACCAUCCACAAUGAACUUGUGCAGAAGGUGCUCCAUGACUGUAUUCCAGUAAAGCAGCUGAAGUCCAAACCCCUGGAAAAGUGGGUGAGCCUUGUAACCUAUGCACAUGCUAAGGCCCCAUACACACAGGACCAUCUCUCCUCUCAGACUGUGAAGGAGCAACUUGUAGAUUUUGCUCGCUUUCAGUGGCCUUUGCUCUUUUCCAGAUUCUUUGAAGUCACUAAGUUUUCAGGACCUAGCUUGCCUAAGAACCACUUCAUUAUUGCUAUAAAUUGGAAAGGCAUCUGCUUCUUGGAUGAGUCAGAAAAGCGGCUCCUUGAGCUGACCUACCCAGAGAUAACUGGCAUCCACACCAACAGGGCAGUGAAGUCAUUUGGACAGAGCUGCACUCUCAUCACGCUUCGUGGCGAGGAGUUUGUUCUGACAUCUGUAAACAGUGUUGUCAUUGCUGAGCUGGUGGUGAUGUUCCUGGAAGGACUGAAGAAAAGAUCACAAUUUGCUGUGGCAAUGCAUGAGAAAAAAUCCCAGGAUGAUCCUGGCAUCCUGUCCUUCAAGAAGGGAGACUUGCUAAUCUUCACCGAAGACAAAAGGCUGGAUGCAGACUCUGGCUGGAUCUGUGCCCAGAAUGAAAGGACAGGCAAAACAGGGAAUGUAUUUUUGGAAGACAUCUACAUCAUUCCUUCCCUCACAAAACCCUCUAGUCAAGUGCUGAGUCUGCUGAUGAUGUCUCCAGACCAGAGGAGGACAGCUUCACAGAACUCCUUCAUGGAGGAACCUGAUGAAGAGGAUAUCAAGGUGAAGCCUUACACCCUGGAAGAGUUCUCCUAUGAACACUUCAGGACUCCUGAGAAGGAAUCCAUCAGCAAAGCUGUUCUCCAGAAAUCCCGUGGGCACAGUCAGCUGUGGGCACAUUCCAAGGAGCCUCUGAAACAACCACUGCUGAAGAGAGCAUGCACAGACCCUGAUGUUCGGGAUUUGGCCUGUCAGGCCUUCAUUGCCAUCAUGAAAUUCAUGGGAGACUACCCCUCAAAACAGGCACACUCCUCCGUGGAAGUCACUGACCAGAUAUUUGUGCCAGCUAUCCAGGAGGAAGUCCUGAGGGAUGAGAUUUACUGUCAGAUUAUGAAACAACUGACUGAGAACAGAAACAGGUACAGCGAGACCAAGGGCUGGCAGCUGCUCUGGCUCUGCACUGGCCUCUUCCCACCCAGCAAGUCACUGCUCAAACACACCCAGAAGUUCAUAGAGACACGCCAGAAAGAAACACUGGCCCCGGGGUGCCGUCGGAGGAUUCAGACAGUAAUGAGGAGUGGCUGCAGGAAGUGGGCACCUCAUCCUGUGGAGGUUGAGGCCAUCUUACAGAACAACACUAAGAUCUCACACAAGAUUUUCUUCCCCAACGAAACAGAACUGACAUUUGAUGUGGGAACAAACACCAAAAUCCAGACUCUGUGUCAGAACAUCGCUUCCAAAUUGCAGCUGCACUCCUGGGAAGGUUUCAGCCUCUUUGUGAAGAUCGCAGACAAGGUGAUCAGUCAGAAUGAAGCAGACUACUUCUUUGACUCACUAAGGCAGGUGACAGACUGGAACAAAAGGAACAGGCCAGGAAAAGAUGGGGCUGCUCUGUCUGUGGCCUAUGAGGUGUACUUCAUGAGAAAGCUGUGGCUGAAUGUCACUCCUGGCAAGGAUGUGAAAGCUGAUACCAUUUUCCAUUACCACCAGGAGCUGCCAAAGUACCUCAGAGGCUACCACAAGUGCUCCAAGGAUGAAGCUGUGCAGCUGGCAGGGCUGAUUUAUAAAGUGCGCUUCAACAACGACCGCACGCAGCUGGCAGCCAUCCCCAAAAUCCUGAAGGAGCUGGUGCCAGACAAUCUGCUCCGAGCAGUGGCACCAGAUGAGUGGAAGAAGAGCAUUGUUGCAGCAUACAGUAAACAUGAAGGAAAAACUGUGGAUGAGGCCAAGAUUGCUUUCUUGAAAAUGAUACACCGGUGGCCAACGUUUGGAUCAGCCUUUUUUGAGGUGAAGCAAGCCUCGGAGCCCAAUUUCCCAGAGAUUGUACUGAUUGCAAUCAACAAGCAAGGAGUGUCACUGAUACAUCAGAAGACAAAGGACAUUUUAGUAGUCUACCCCUUCAAUAAGAUCUCCAACUGGAGCAGUGGGAGCACAUAUUUUCACAUGACCAUAGGGAACCUGGUACGAGGAAACCGACUCUUAUGUGAGACAUCUCUGGGUUACAAAAUGGAUGACCUGUUAACAUCCUACGUACGCCUGCUCAUGAAUGCUGUAAACAAGCAAAAGAACCUCCCAGCCUGAGAGUGGAAAUAGAGCCCAUGACCUGUACUUGUGCCAAACUACCUGUAACUUCAUAUCCCAGAAGAAAUGCCAUUUAAAAAAAAUGUUAAUCUUGCUGAUCAAUCUUCUGAACACACACUGAAUGAACUGAGUUGCUGAAACACUAGUGCAGGAGAAACUCAAGUCAGCAUGUGCUUUCAACUAUCUGUACCACUUCUGUCUUAGAUGUAGUAUGAGAACUCCAUUCAGAUACUGGAUUUAGAGAAAGUUUAAAUGGACUUUAAUGUUCUAGGGGAGUGCAGAAACCCUGUGAGGGCCCCUUCCAAUAGCCUGAAUCUCCUCCAUUCAAAGACAGACACACAUGGAGAGCUGCCUUCCUUUUGGAAAGAAAAUGCCCCUUAUUGCAUAUGCUCUUACUAAAUGUACAAACUCCAAGAGUCUUUGCAAACAAAGGUAAUUUUUUUCCACCUGUUGGCAAUUCUAGAAGUGGAGAAAUGCCCUUUAGUAGUAGAUAACUAGACAGUUUGAAAGGUAAUAUGUCCCCUGACUUACCACAGCCUCGAUUAAAUUAGUCUUCUUUCUUCCACAUGCUAUAAUGGUCUCGGAAACUAACAACCACUUUGUACUGUGCAGUUUCUAGUAAGUUCUGAAAUGAGUCUGGGGUUUGGGUUCAUCACGUUUAGUUGCUUCUAUUUCAAGAUACAGAUGAGCUAUUCAGUGCAAAUCAGAACUGAAGAACUCAGUCUAACAGAGGUCUGUUGAAAAGAGACUUUUCUGCUCCACAAGAAUGUUCUGUUAGGAGUUAUGCAGACAUUCCCUCACGAGACAGGAAUAAUAGCUUUAAUUUGUCCUGAACUCUUCUGCUUCCUGUUUAGCAGACAGCUGGAGUGGUAAAAUUUGAUUCAGCACUUGUUCAUCUCCAAGAGCUUUGUAGAAACACGGCUUUGGUGCCACAGGAACCAGAGUGUGCUCUGUGUGUGUAAAGUAGAUACAGACUAUGGUGGGAGCAAGCUUAGCUGCUUCCCCCUCAGAUCAAGCAUUCCUCCCUCACUCCCAGUGAAACAUGAACAUGUCUUAAAGCAUUUACACCAAGUUCCUUGAGACACAACUGGCAGUGCUGGAAAAGCAGCCCUGCUUGAUCUCUCAACUUUGCCAAUGGAUGCACAAUGGAUCUCUUGUUGCCUCAGACACGUGUGCACAAAAUUCAAAUGCUGGUGGGAGUUUUGUAUAUGGUGGCAGGGAAGAGCCCACUCUCUUUGUGCAUCUAAAUGAGUGCCACACCUGUCAGAAUAGCUGAUCUUUUUGCAAGCAGUUAGAUGCUCCUGCUGUAGUGUCCAUUGCUGGCAAUGGAAAUGCUGGAGUCUAAUUACCCAGAGUGGUUUUGUCACCCAGUGUCUGAUCUAACUAACUAGCUAUAAGUGAGAAAUGUUCAACACUUCACCUGUACAAAAAGAAAUCUUGCAGCCAAACUGUAUUGUUUCUGGUUUUUAAAUAAAGACUGCAGAAAAUCAACCACAAUGUCUUUUUUUUUUAACCAAGUGAAUGUUUGCUCCAGAUCCAUGUGACCUAAAUCAACCAAAUAUCCACUAUAUCCUGUAAAUUAUCAUAGUAUCCCAUCUACUCACUACCUACAUAACACAAUUUGUACAACACAGCCACUAAAAGGAUGAUACCCCUUUCUGCACAUCCUCAUCAACCAGCACAUCACCACAGAAGCAGCACAGGUCCACAACACGAAUUCACCACAACGGUGCCUCAGGUUUCAGCAUUCCCAGGAUUCCUCAGAGUGGGUAACAGGCUCUGGCUAAGCACUGAAAAUAUGGCAUUAACUGUACACUGCACAAUUUUUUUUCUUUUUUUUUUUGUGUAAAGAUUUAAAAUGUAUUACAGUUAACUUUAAUACAAGAACAUACAAAGGCACAGUAUUACAGCAUUUCAAUCUACAAUCAUGUGCUUUGGUUAGACAGCUCAAACAACGUGUGAUAAAGUGAGAGCUCUACACAGUGCAGAACCCACCAAGGCCUGAACCAAGGCAGGCAGCUGCUAAUUCUUUUCUCAGUCUAAUACCCUCAGCACUUAACAGUGCUUUACAGACUAAUAUAACCAUGUUUAUUACAUGCUUGCCUGCAAUCUAUUCCUUCCCCAACCAAUCACUUUUGAAAGAGUGUCAGUCAUAUCAUCUAGUACCAGCCAUGCCACAUCAGGAAUUCUCUCUACAAAAGGCUGACCAGUGUUUGCCAUCACUGCACAGACUCCUGUGAAAACACCAGGAUACAAAUCUAGAGAGAGAGGAUUAGAGCCAUAAAGAAGCACUGCAGGUGAUUAGCAUACCCAUGAAAACAAGCCUCACACACCAUGCUUUCUGAAAGCAAAACCAUUUUCAAGUGUACUCAGUGAGUGUUAGUGAUUUUAAUUAGGUAUAAAUAUGAAUUAGGUAUAAAUAUAAAUGUAUAGUAUGAGACAUCUUCUAUUAAGUGUAGAUUUCUGAGCCAAGCUCAACCUUCAUAUAAAUCUCUACUCUCCAGUGGUGUGAUGCUUAGGAAGAAUUUGGCCAACAGGUCUAUUUACAGCAAUGGAAAAAAAGCAUGCAGCUUAUUUCUUACUGACACCUUGUCUAUCUUAAUUAAAAAGAAAACAAAACCCAACCUGUCAGCCUACCAAGGCACUAGGGAGAACUUGGGAGUUUGCACUAUAUUCUACUUGGUUUUAAAAAAGUAGACUGACAGAAGUAGAGGAAGAUGCAUUUUUUAAAGCCAUUUAUAGUUAUUUCUCCUACUCCUUCAACUCCACUCUCACAAAGAUGUGAUGGUAACAAACUACUUUAACUCUGCACAUUGUAGGCUCAAACUACUUUAACUCUGUGCAUUGCAGGCUAUGGGCACCAGAAGUAUAAGAAAAAUUAGUGUGAAAAAUUAAUAAUUUAAGAGAAUAUCACCCUCCAUUAGUAUAGAGACCAGGGAUUACAAUUAUUUUGUUCGUAACUAAUUUUGCAAAAUGUUCCAGAGAUAAGGACAUAGUUCAGAUCCUAGAGAACUGAACAGCUUAUCAAAGAGAAUGAUAUCACCUGUCCUUAGAACUCUGAAGCUUUCUAGGUCUGCCAAAUAUCUAACACAAGACAAGGUGAAAGCACCCAUUAAACUUCACUGGCAGCACAGAAAUAAUGUCAUUCACAUUCACAUACAUGCAUUUUCCAUUGCUGAAUGUGAGUGGCUGCUGAAA
Molecule: messenger RNA, 9648 nt
Organism: Zonotrichia albicollis (white-throated sparrow)
Lineage: Eukaryota; Metazoa; Chordata; Aves; Passeriformes; Passerellidae
Source: RefSeq, a predicted model, not a curated record